Molecule: messenger RNA, 9231 nt
Organism: Strigops habroptila (Kakapo)
Lineage: Eukaryota; Metazoa; Chordata; Aves; Psittaciformes; Psittacidae
Gene: IGF1R
Product: insulin like growth factor 1 receptor
Exons: 21
Coding region: 495-4586 (1363 amino acids)
Biological process (GO): positive regulation of kinase activity; insulin-like growth factor receptor signaling pathway; positive regulation of phosphatidylinositol 3-kinase/protein kinase B signal transduction
Cellular component (GO): insulin receptor complex; axon; membrane
Molecular function (GO): ATP binding; phosphatidylinositol 3-kinase binding; insulin receptor substrate binding
Source: RefSeq, a predicted model, not a curated record
GUGUGUGUUUGAAAAUGGAGGUGGAAGAUGCAGACUGCCAGCCCCGAUGUGCCUCAUGUUCGCGGCUCCCGUGCACCACGUACCGCUGCCGCCAGCGCUGAGGGGAGACGGCGGCGCCCCCCGCCCGCCGACACGGAGCCCGCCCCGGAGACAGCGUCGCCCCGGGGCUUUUCAUGCCUUGUUGUUGUUGUUGUUGCCGUUAAUACAUCUUGAAUAUCUGGUGUAUUUUUGGUGUGGUUGCUCCGGAAGAUCAACACCCAGGGACCUCAAAAACCCCUCCGGUUUGCCAGUCCGAAGGGUCUUGUGUUAUUUUUUUCUUCAUUUCUUGAGGCAACGUGGAUUUAUUUAUCCAGCCCCGCUUACUCGUCCGCCUUUUUGCCUCCUUCGAUAUUUUUAGAGGACGGAGAGAGAAAGGAAAACGAACAAUUUUGGACUCUUUUUGCCGUUGUUUUUGUUUUCGGAAAGGGGGAUUUUGUCCAAUUAAAAAAAGAGGAAUGAAGUCUGGCGCUGGAGGAGGGUCCCUCGCCGUCGUCUGGGGGUUUCUGCUCGUCUUCGCCGCACUUUGUCUGUGGCCAACAAAUGGGGAAAUUUGUGGGCCAAAUGUUGACAUUCGCAAUGACAUCCAUGAGCUGAAACGCCUGGAGAACUGUACGGUGAUCGAGGGUUUCCUGCAGAUUCUGCUCAUCUCGAAAGCAGAGGAUUACCGCAACUUCCGCUUCCCAAAGCUCACUGUCAUAACUGACUACUUGCUGCUGUUCCGUGUGGCAGGCUUGGAAAGCCUCAGUGAUCUCUUCCCCAACCUCACAGUCAUCCGUGGGAGGAACCUCUUCUACAACUAUGCCUUGGUUAUCUUUGAAAUGACCAAUCUUAAAGAGAUUGGGCUUUACAACUUGAGGAACAUAACCCGCGGGGCCAUACGGAUUGAGAAGAACUCUGACCUGUGUUACCUCUCCACAGUGGACUGGUCUCUCAUCCUAGAUGCGGUGUCCAAUAACUACAUCGUUGGGAAUAAACCUCCAAAGGAAUGUGGGGACUUGUGUCCAGGAACAAUGGAAGAGAAGCCAUUGUGUGAGAAGACAUCUAUUAACAAUGAGUACAACUACCGCUGCUGGACCACCAACCACUGCCAGAAAAUGUGCCCCAGCUCAUGUGGCAAGCGAGCCUGUACAGACCAAAAUGAGUGUUGCCACCCCGAGUGCCUGGGGAGCUGCACGGCACCCGACAACAACACGGCAUGCGUGGCCUGCCGCAACUACUACUACGAGGGAGUCUGCAUGCCCACCUGCCCUCCCAACACCUACAAGUUCGAGGGCUGGCGCUGCGUGACCAAAGAGUUCUGCUCCAAAGUCCCUGCCACCGAAACAAGUGAAUACGAGAGGUUUGUGAUUCACAACGAUGAGUGCAUGGCAGAGUGUCCCUCCGGAUUCAUACGCAAUGGGAGCCAAAGCAUGUUCUGCAGUCCUUGUGAGGGGCCUUGCCCCAAGAUUUGUGAGGACGGGAAAACAAAGACCAUCGACUCUGUCACAUCAGCACAGAUGUUGCAGGGAUGCACGAUUCUCAAGGGAAAUCUGCUGAUCAACAUCCGUCGUGGAAAUAACAUUGCCUCAGAACUGGAGAAUUUUAUGGGUCUGAUUGAGACAGUAACGGGGUACGUGAAGAUUCGUCAUUCCCAUGCAUUGGUCUCCCUGUCUUUCCUGAAGAACCUGCGGUAUAUUCUGGGAGAGGAACAGGUGGAUGGGAAUUAUUCCUUCUACGUGCUUGACAACCACAAUCUUCAGCAGCUGUGGGACUGGAACCAUCAUAACUUGACAAUCAAGGAGGGGAAGAUGUACUUUGCAUUUAACCCUAAACUGUGUGUUUCUGAGAUUUACCGUAUGGAGGAAGUUUCAGGAACCAAGGGGCGACAGAGCAAAGGAGAUAUAAAUCCGAGGAACAAUGGGGAGAGAGCCUCUUGUGAAAGCCACAUUCUGCGUUUUGUUUCCAACACUACGCUCAAGAAUCGGAUUAAACUGACAUGGGAACGGUAUCGCCCUCCAGAUUAUAGAGAUCUCAUUAGCUUCACUGUUUACUACAAAGAAGCACCAUUCAAAAAUGUGACAGAGUACGAUGGGCAAGAUGCGUGUGGCUCCAAUAGCUGGAACAUGGUUGAUGUUGACCUGCCACCGAACAAAGAGAACAAUCCUGGAAUUCUACUGCAGGGACUGAAACCUUGGACUCAAUACGCCAUUUAUGUCAAGGCUGUUACCCUCACAAUGAUGGAAAAUCAUCAUAUUCAUGGAGCAAAAAGUGAAAUUGUAUAUAUCCGAACCAAUGCUGCAGUGCCAUCCAUUCCCUUAGAUGUUAUUUCAGCAUCCAAUUCCUCAUCCCAGCUGAUUGUGAAAUGGAAUCCUCCCUCUCUUCCCAAUGGCAACCUCUCGUACUACAUCGUACGAUGGCAGCAGCAACCUCAGGACAGUUACCUUUACAGACACAAUUACUGCUCCAAAGAUAAAGUCCCAAUUCGAAGAUAUGCUGAUGGGACCAUUGAUACAGAAGAAGCUACUGAACCCACCAAGCCAGAGGGCUGUGGGGGAGAAAAAGGACCUUGUUGUGCUUGUCCCAAGACAGAGGCAGAAAAGCAAGCUGAGAAGGAGGAAGCAGAGUACCGCAAAGUCUUUGAGAACUUCCUUCACAACUCCAUCUUUGUCCCCAGACCCGAUCGGAAGCGGAGGGACGUGUUCCGAAUCGCAAAUGCCACUUUGGCCACUCGGAACAGGAAUGCGACUGGGACAGAUCACUUCACCAAUGUUUCUGACGCAGAGGAGAGUGAGGUGGAAUACCCCUUCUUUGAGACCAAAGUGGAUGGCAAGGAGAGAACUGUCAUCUCCCAUCUCCAGCCUUUUACUCUUUACCGCAUUGAUAUUCACAGCUGCAACCACGAAGCCGACACACUUGGUUGUAGCGCUUCCAACUUUGUCUUUGCAAGAACCAUGCCUUCAGAGGGAGCAGAUAACAUUCCAGGAACGGUAGCAUGGGAAGCAAAAGAAGAAAAUACCGUCUACCUGAAGUGGUUAGAGCCUGCAAACCCCAAUGGGCUGAUACUAAUGUAUGAAAUCAAAUAUGGGCAGCACGGAGAGGAGAAGCGGGAAUGUGUUUCCAGGCAGGAAUACAAGAAGCUUGGAGGAGCUAAACUAACCCACCUGAACCCUGGAAACUAUUCUGCUAGAGUCCAGGCCACUUCAUUAGCGGGAAAUGGGUCAUGGACUGAGCCAGUCUCUUUCUAUGUGCAACCCAAAUCAGCAAACUAUGGGAACUUCCUGCAUUUGAUAAUCGUGCUCCCUAUUGCUUUCCUGCUCAUCAUUGGGGGAUUGCUGAUUAUGCUGUACGUCUUUAACAAAAAGAGGAACAGUGACAGGCUGGGCAAUGGAGUGCUGUAUGCUUCCGUGAACCCCGAGUACUUCAGUGCUUCAGACGUGUAUGUUCCAGAUGAAUGGGAGGUGCCCCGUGAGAAGAUCACCAUGUGUCGGGAGCUUGGUCAAGGCUCCUUUGGAAUGGUGUAUGAGGGAAUAGCCAAGGGAGUGGUGAAGGAUGAGCCAGAGACCAGGGUGGCCAUCAAGACUGUCAAUGAGUCUGCAAGUAUGCGUGAGAGGAUAGAGUUCUUAAAUGAGGCCUCGGUGAUGAAGGAGUUCAAUUGUCACCAUGUGGUUCGGCUGCUUGGUGUUGUUUCUCAGGGCCAGCCUACACUGGUUAUUAUGGAGCUGAUGACACGUGGGGACCUCAAAAGUUACCUGAGAUCAUUGAGGCCAGACACAGAGAAUAAUCCUGGCCAGGCCCCUCCCACUCUGAAGAAGAUGAUUCAGAUGGCAGGAGAGAUUGCUGAUGGGAUGGCAUACCUCAACGCCAACAAAUUUGUUCACAGAGACCUUGCUGCGAGAAACUGCAUGGUGGCAGAAGACUUCACAGUGAAGAUUGGAGAUUUUGGCAUGACAAGAGAUAUCUAUGAGACAGAUUAUUACCGUAAAGGAGGGAAAGGUUUGCUGCCUGUCCGCUGGAUGUCCCCAGAAUCACUGAAAGAUGGAGUCUUCACCACGCACUCCGAUGUCUGGUCUUUCGGUGUCGUACUUUGGGAGAUCGCGACGUUAGCGGAGCAGCCCUACCAAGGCAUGACCAAUGAACAAGUGCUCCGCUUUGUGAUGGAAGGAGGCCUGCUGGAAAAACCAGACAACUGUCCCGAUAUGCUGUUUGAACUGAUGCGCAUGUGCUGGCAGUACAACCCCAAAAUGAGACCCUCCUUCCUGGAAAUCAUCGGUAGCAUUAAAGAUGAGCUGGACCCAGCGUUCAAAGAGGUCUCCUUCUUCUACAGUGAAGAGAACAAGCCUCCGGACACAGAGGAGCUUGACCUGGAGACUGAAAACAUGGAGAGCAUUCCUUUAGAUCCCUCCUCCACCCUCCAACCCACUGACAAGCACUCAGGACACAAAGCCGAGAACGGCCCAGGCGUGGUGGUGCUUCGGGCCAGCUUCGAGGAGCGACAGCCGUACGCACACAUGAACGGGGGACGCAAGAACGAGAGGGCCUUACCGCUGCCCCAGUCGUCGGCCUGCUGAUCCUUAACAGCCAGAAUCUCACAACACGGAGCAACACCUGCAUUGGGGGAAGAAAGAAAGGAAAUCACAAUGUGUUCAAACAGCCUACUGUACCUCAGUGGAUCUUCAGAACUGCCAUAGCUGCACUUGGGAGAACCCUUUUUUCAGUAAAACAAGUUGUCGUGGUUUUUUUUUUUCGAUAUGCAAGCAGAUGUUUGUUUCAGUCCAGGACUCCAUUCAUGGGGCGCACAGUUGGCCUUUUAAAACUCUGAUGUUAACACUUCAUAGCAACAGAAAACUUGAGAUCUGAUGUCUCGCUCUUUCUCCUUUCUCUCUCUUUUCUUUCUGUCUCUCUCUCUCUCUCUCUGCUUCAUAAUGGGAAACAUAUCUGCGUGCAAGUUCAACCGUACAGCACUUUUGUCAGAUCAAAGAUAGCGCAGGCCGGGGGGGCUCCGGGACCCUCCAGGCACCUGCCUGACACUGUAGGUCUUUAUAGAAAAAAACAAACAAACAAAAACCCCACACAAAAAGAAAACUCAACUAAAAAAGACUGGAUUUUUAAUGUUGCUCUUUAAUCUUUUUAGGAACACGUAAAAGAAUAAAAAGGGCCAUCAUUCGUCCAAGGUUGUUCCCAUUUUCAACGCUGCCAAAUUUUGCCAAAAAAAACGCCUGAACUCUCUUGUUUUUUGUUUUUUUGGGUUUUGUUUUUGUUUUGUUUUUGUUUUGUAGGCAUGAAGGAGCACAGUAAUCAACUGCUCUGUCUAAAAGAGAUCCUGACCAAUACGUUCUGUUCAAUCAUACACUGGUAUUUAAAACAGAAAAAAAAAAAAAAUCUUAAAAAAAAUAAUGAAAUUGUCGAGAUCUUUUUUCAAAACUGGACAAAAUGUGAUUAUUUUCUUUUCUUGUGAUGGAGAAGAUAAAAGGGAUGGGGUAGAGAAACAGCCCUCCCUGCCCCCGUGCCCCCAUCCCGAUCAGUUCUGGACAAAACUGGCAGUGGUGAGCUAAACCAACACGUGCAUUUCGUACACAACAAAAGGCAACCGCACGCCAAAACCGACCCAGGAGAAACCUGAAAGGAGGCGGCAGAGAUCUCCGGCGUGGCAGCCUGCCCUCCCGCACAGGCUCGCAGGAAACACCACCUACGGAACAUCGAUUGGAGAAGACACAAAAAAGCAGUAACCGGAUUCAAGUACAUGAUGCUUUGUUGACCUUUUCUCUUUAUUAUUAAGACUUCUCGAAGGGUCUUGCAGUUCUAUGUUAGACCAUGGAUCAUUUGCAUACACAUUGUCUUUUGUGUCACUUUUAUAACUUUUUUACGGUUCAGAUACUCAUCUAUAUGUCUGUACAGAAAAAAGCUGCUAUUUUUUUUGUUCUUUAUCUUUGUGGAUUUAAUCUAUGAGAACCUUCAGGUCUGCCCUCCUUCCCUCCCCUCCCACUUCAACAGAUUUUCUUAUGCUUUGUACUAUAGUGUGUAACUCUUUACUUCCUCCUUCCCAGUAACUGAUACCUUUCAUAUGAUUUGCCAUGAACUGUUUAAUGCCUUUUUAUAAAUACAUUUCCUCCUCUUUUUUUUUUUUAUUUUAGUUUUUUAUUUUUAUUUUGUUUUCUCCUCUCCAUUAGUUGUUUUACAACAUCUUGGCUGUGUGGGCUACAGGGCUUUUGAGGGGGACAUGGAGAAAGAAGGGGGACACCCUGCACGGAAACAACUCGAGCAGUGCUGUGGUGUGUUGAAGUCCCGGUUUUCCUUCCUUCCCACUAUCCUCUGCCCAGGCAGCGUGCGAGGCUCUUACAGUGCAAGGCAUGAUACAAACUCAGGUCAGAAAAAAAAAAAGAAAAAAAAAAAAAAGGUUAAAUAUUUAGUACAUUCUUGUUCAGUGUUUAUAGUCAUUGUUGUACAAGGGUCCUUCCCCUCCUUCCCUCCCCGCUUGUUUUGGUUGCGGCACACAUCCACCCGCCCAUCCCCACACACACUCCCCCCACACAGACACACAUAUAUAUAUGUAUUUUGUUUUGUAUUUGUUGGGUACAACAGCAGACACCAGGCUUUUGGGUCACUGAUUUUUACAAAGACUAUUUUGAACCCUUCUACCCUGUGAGUAAGAGCUGUACCGGUUGCAGCUGGUGAUGCCAGGCAGCCUUAGGGUGGCCACUGAAGCUCCAGCAAGCCCCAGCUCUUCACUUUCGUGAUGAGGAAGCCCUCGGGGAGGGCCCUCAGGCUGCACUUCGCACCCUGGGGAAGAGAAAUGACACCAAAACCAACUGGAACCCAGCAGGCUGUUUCCAUGGGGCUGGGUGGACAGAGUGCAGCUGGGGCCAGUGGCUUGGCUAGCAAACAGUUCAGUGUUGGCAGCUAUGGAAACCUGUACAAGUACAAGCUUGUUGCUUAAAUCUUAGACCAAACCUCAGAACAAAAGAAAACGAGUAAGCUUGUUUGUUCAGUUGCAGAAGCCUUGGUGACAGGGGAAGGAGGGGGCCACCAGAAAGUCUGCAACCACCGAGUCAUACCAGUUGCUCCUCUUAACGUUAGUUACAGCAUCUAAGCCUUUGUUUAGCACUGAUCCAACCAAACGAUGGCAGUGAAGAGGUGGUUCUGGGAUGGAAAUGCUUCAAUCUUUUUGAGUAAGAACAAAGAAUUAAAAUAGACUGAUUGCUAGUUUUGACUGGAGAUUUGAAAAAGUUUGUAGUGCUUUUUGCUUGUGUAGUUUAGGUCCCAUUAUCUUCUCUUACCUCUGUCCCAUAGUUAUUUUUCCCUUUUAAAAAUGAAAAAAGACAAAAAAGUUAAUUAAGAAGGUAUUCUAUGUAGGAUUUUUUAUUUAUUUUUGUGAUAUCAGUUUAAAUCACUGUAGAGAUGCCCCAUAAUAAAUUUAAAUACUGAGAUAAGGGUUUUUGAGUAUGACGGGGACAGUUUUUGAUUUUUUUUCAAACAUUUAUCUACCUCACUCUUAUUUUUUUAUAUGUGUGUAUAUAAAAAAGAAUACAUCUCACAUUUCUCAGCAGCCAAUAAAUGCCGUUGAUACUGGUAACCUCUCACUCCAUAUACCACAUGCUCUAGGUUCUGGAGGGGAACAGUCACUGCCUGUCACAAAGGGUCACUUCAGAAUAUUUGCCUCCAUUCCAAGGAGUUUUUCCAGUUCUUUGGCUCAGAUUCAUUACUGUGAGGAGGAAUCCCAGGGCUGUCUGACUUAGGGUGACCAUUCUUGAAGGAAACAUGAGGGCUUUUUAAUGCGCUCUCCUGGCAGUCCUCAGGUCAGCAACAAAAUGCUGUGUGGUUUGAUGAGUUGGAGACACAGCUGACCUGAUACGAGGACUUCAAAUCAUGAGUAUUUGUUGAAAUCUGUUACAGAAAUCGGUUGAUUACAAUGUUUGAAGGCCCAGAAUUGUAGAGUGAAGGGAAUGGUCUUUCUGUUUGUCCUGCAGAAUGGGCUCAGUCAUGCUGGAUUUUCCUCAGAUUCCACAAGCACCAAAAAGAUAUUUGGCUGAAUCAGCACCUAAAAAUGAAUUGGCUCGUACAGCAACAGCAUUGCUGGCUUGACCAAGAAACCUGCCCCAGGCUGCCUGGUGAUACUGCUACAUCGAGUUUACAGCUUCGGAUCUUUGCUGCUUCUGUUUCAUGAGAGCACUGAUGAUUUUUUUCGAAACGAACGUUGAAUUGAUUUCUCUUAAUGUGCCAGUAAAAACUCAGUUCCCUUUUCUUCCCCUGUUUAUAUGCUUCAUAUAACUGUGGAUUCUGAUGGACCAGCCAUCAAACUUUAACUGCCCUCUGACAGCGUGUAACUGGUUUACAAGCACACAGGACUAACACGAGCUUGCCAUCAACUUGAUGUAUAAUGUUUCUCUUUUUCCAGCUCAGGCAGCUGUUGGUGCAGGUGUUGGUUGUGGUGUCUGAAUAACGUGGUGCUUGGCUACUACGAGUUGUACCCGGCCUCCUGAAUACGCAGUGCUGUGGUUAAGUACUGCAGAGUUGGCCUUUGGAGGGAGCUUUUCUAGCCCCAAGAAACCAGCCAGAUUUAGUGUUUUUACCGGGUUGGGCUUGGUUUUCCAUUUUUUUGGAGGCUCCCGUGACCUUUUGGUGCAGUGGCUGUUCCCCUCUCUUGCACAUAUUUGAUUACCACAACUGGAGAUCCUCAGAUCUUUCAGCUGGCUAGGAGGGUUUUGUUAAAACUGUCCAAGUUACUGGUUUUUAUAAUUGUAUGUAGGUGGUUUUAAAAUGCAUUAGGAAGAAACACUAACGACGUAGCACCCAUCACGAUAAGCAUUUCAAAAAGCACUUCAGUAGAAGACAGUCACGUGACAUCACGUCCACACGUGUGAUGACAGUCAGCUCUCCUGGACCAAACCACCUUCAUGAUACCAUUGCGUUCUGUGUUUGCAAUUCAAGCUUAAUUCCCUUUUUGUUCUGUUUGUUUCCAUAGCUUUUUUUUUUUGUUGUUGUUGUUGUUGUGUUUUGUGCGUUUUGAAUAGCUUUAUUCACAUGGGUUUUUCAUGCAGACUUCCCUUGGACAGUAAAUCAAGUUGUUUGUGCAUGUGAACAACUGAGAAUUAAUGUUGGCUUGAUAGAGUCAUAAUAUGGUUUGUAAUGUUGUUCUUCCCUGAGACCACUGGCUUGUCUGGUAUGGAAAAUUUAUUUAGAACUUCAGCUAUGUUUGAAUAAAGUGAAAGUAAUCCA